AUGUCGUCUCCCAAGGCUCCCGAUCCUGCGACAUUUGCAUGCUCUGCCGACAUUUUCUCGGGAAACCACACUCUGCCACAGAUCAAAUCCAUCCACAAGUCGCUCCACGGCCAGAUCGAGGAGAAGGCUGCUCGUCUGCGCACACGAGUCGGCAGCUCAUACCGCCAGCUUUUAGGCACCGCAGACGUCAUUGUGCAAAUGCGAGGCGACAAUGAACGGGUACAAGAUGUGCUAGGACGGAUGGGCGGCCGUUGCGGGAGAAGCGUCAUCUCCUCCAAAAUCACGGGCCUGUCCAAUUUUUCCGCGGGGGAAAGAGAUGCCCGGACGAACCGCACAGCCCGGUGGAAACUGCUCGAGUUGUGCGGGCUGGUGGCUGGGAGGAUCCUCAAGGGUCGCGGCGGCGUUGGCCGUGAACAUGAGAAGCAGGCGGACACGCUGGUCCUGGCUACCAAGGUGUUUGUCAUCAGUCGAUUGCUUGUCAAAAGCCUGAAAGAAGACGCCUCGGCCGGAAAUGGCCGGCAGGCGGUGGAAGCCGCGAGCAGCACGCUGGAGUCGCUGCGGCGGAGGAUCCAAAGAAGCGUCGAGCGCUUGCUGGAGAAUACCGAUCAGCGCUCUGGCACGGGGAGCGUGACGAAAGCCCUUUGCGCCCACAGCCUUGCCAACAGCUCCGGCGCCAAACAUGCCAUUGCCCAUUUUAUCCGCGUCAGAACAAGGGCCAUGGAGGUUGUUCUGAAGAUGGACUCGGACGAAAGCCAGGCUCCCACCGUCGCCGGCACCACGACGGACGACGUGGUUCGUAGCCUGAGGCUGUACACGAAAACCCUUCUGGAUGUGCAGGCAUUGAUUCCCGCCAAGCUGCCGCAGGCGUUGGCGCAGCUCAAGAGCCAAAGGCUGCUGGCGGACGCGUCCCUCCAGCAACUGGAAGGGCUGCGCCUGGAUCUUUACGGACGGAGCUGCGGCGAAGAAAUCCAAGACUUUACUCCCUUUAUCCCACACGACGACUUGAGCGCCAAGCAAGCGCGGGAGAUGCUGGCCAGCUUUGCCGAAAACGGAGGCCGAGUUGUCAUGUCGGGAUUGAAAAAGACGCUCCGUCACAUGGCUGACCUCGAGCCCAUCAUCGACUUGCGAAGACAGGUACUGCAACUCUGGAUACGAGACGGCGGACGAGCAAAGGGAUUGGAUCCUCAGGAAAUGCAAGACGAGCUGCGCGAGACCAUCAACGCGCGACUCCUGUGCGUCGCGGAUGCCAAGGCGGCCAAGCUGCGGCUUGUGGGAUCCGAGGUCAAGGCCACGCUCGAAGGCUGGCGAGAGGGUGUUUCUGACAAGCACAAGAGUCUCUGGGACGACCAAGGUUACGACAGCGCCCUGUCUGAUGGAGCAGCAUCUUUCGUGGGGGAGGUGAUUUCACGACUCCACGGUCGCAACGACGCCGUCUCAAGGGCUGCCCACAGCUACCGAUGCUGGUUCCACGUUGUGGACGACGUCAAGGCGGCCGUGGAACGGGUGAGGAAGCAACGAUGGGAUAAAGACGAUGACGAGGAGAUUGAAGACGAAGAGACGAUUGAGCAGAGACAGAAGGCUCUCAGCCAAGAGGAUCCGAGCCGACUCCAGGGCAGAUUCAACGAGUCGCUCGAUCAAUCGUUCCGAGACGUGGAAGCCCAGCUGCAGAAGCUGUGGACCCAGCACUCCGGGGGGUGCGCGUCGAGCGGCGCCAAGGCCAUCUACCUCGUCAGAGUGGUGCGCGAAAUCCGGGCACAGCUCCCCGACCGCGCAGGGCUCCGUGACUUUGGCCUGGCCUUGGUGCCGGCCUUGCACAGCCGACUGGCCACGACGGCGUCGCAGUCGGCAGCGGAAGAGUUCAUCUCGAGCGGAUUGUCCGACAGGGGCGUCGCCAUGAAGCCGCUGUGGGAGGGCGACCCAGCCGUUCCGAGCCAACCGUCGCCGGCCCUGUUUCAUUUCCUGCGCGACCUGUCACUGUCCAUGACGGACCUGGGCGUGGACCUGUGGACGCCUGCGGCGAUUCGGGAGCUGAAGCAGCAGCUGAGCAGACGGCUGGUCGAUGCGUGGCGCAGGGAACUCGAGCAUGUCGGUUGCGCAACGGCAGCCCGGGAUGGUGACCCCGACGAGAAGGACAAGGAGAAGGAGAAGGAGAGGGGGCAGGGGGAGGUACAGGAGGGGGGCGGAGAGGCUGAACCUGAUGAUGCAGCAGCGCCUGCGAGCACGGCCCAGGAAGUGUGUACGCAGUGGCUCUUUGACAUAUCUUUGCUGCGAUGCUGCAUCGGGAAUGCCCCAGGGCCAGCCUCAAGCAGCUUUGACGAGCUGGAGCGUGAGGCGUGGCAGCGCAGCGGGCUAGACGAAGCACCGAGGCAGCGAAUCGCCAAGCUGGCCGGCGACUUUUGGGGGCGCGUCAACCUGCUGUUUGGGUUGCUGGCGUGA
Molecule: messenger RNA, 2436 nt
Organism: Ustilaginoidea virens
Lineage: Eukaryota; Fungi; Ascomycota; Sordariomycetes; Hypocreales; Clavicipitaceae
Exons: 1
Coding region: 1-2436 (811 amino acids)
Biological process (GO): intra-Golgi vesicle-mediated transport
Cellular component (GO): COG complex; Golgi apparatus
Source: RefSeq, a predicted model, not a curated record